CGCUAUUCACCCCCCCUCUAGCGUUGGGCCUUUAUUCUAACAAUUGGUAUCAGAGCCUUACUCUCUGUAAGACUUAAUCGUUUGAGAGAAACGAUCAAUGGCUUCUACUCAAAGUUCAUACGCAGGUUUAGGUGAAGGGCAAUCCACCACAAGGCCUCCGUUGUUUGACGGAACGAACUACACCUAUUGGAAGGAGCGGAUGAGGAUUUACAUCCAAUCCACAAAUUUUCUCCUUUGGAGAAUUAUCAAGAAUGGUGAAGACGUGCCAAUGAAGAAGGUCGGGGAAACCAACAUUCCUAAGACCGAGAACGAGUAUGAUGCACAAGACAUCAAGAAAGUGGAAAACAAUGCCAAGGCCAUCAAUAUCAUCUAUUGUGCCGUAAACCCGGAUGACUACCGGAAGAUAUCUUGUUGCACCACCGCGAAGGAAAUGUGGGAUAAACUAGAAAUCACAUACGAAGGUACGGAUCAAGUCCGAGAAGCUAAAAUUGAUUUUCUAACCCAUGAAUAUGAAUUGUUUCGUAUGAAGGAGAAUGAGAAAAUCGAUGAGAUGUUUGAACGAUUCUCCAAAAUCGUCAACGAUCUCCAUGCUCUCAAGAAGACGUACACGGACAAGGAGCUUGUGAGAAAAAUCCUGCGAAGUCUCACACCGGAGUGGCGGUCCAAAGCCGAUGCCAUCCAAGAGUCCAUUGGUGUCACCAACGUCACCAUUGACGGGCUUAGAG
Messenger RNA from Cuscuta campestris, 725 nucleotides. Lineage: Eukaryota; Viridiplantae; Streptophyta; Magnoliopsida; Solanales; Convolvulaceae. The record is from the annotation of a GenBank genome assembly.